This is a messenger RNA of Anopheles cruzii, 3294 nucleotides long. It is a transcript of the gene Ae2, whose product is annotated as anion exchange protein 3. The record is from RefSeq and is a predicted model, not a curated record. Gene Ontology annotation, biological process: transmembrane transport; monoatomic anion transport; bicarbonate transport. Gene Ontology annotation, molecular function: solute:inorganic anion antiporter activity; monoatomic anion transmembrane transporter activity. NCBI's taxonomy places the organism in Eukaryota, Metazoa, Arthropoda, Insecta, Diptera, Culicidae. Gene Ontology annotation, cellular component: plasma membrane.
GGGCCGACGGGGCGGCGCGUCUCGGUGCAGCCGGAAGAUGCGACACUGCAGGAGGCCGACAUCGACGAGCUGACGUCGCACCGAUCCGACGAUCCGCGGGCGAUGCGACGCCACAAGGUCAGCUCCCAGGCCACGGGUGGCGUUCCGCUCGCCCACCUGCUGCCGUCGGCCAAGUACAAGAAGCUGUACGAUCACAGCCCGCACGAGGUGUUCGUGCAGCUGGACGAGCUGACCGGUAGUGGCGAGGAGCGCGAGUGGAAAGAAACGGCCCGCUGGAUCAAGUACGAGGAGGACGUGGAGGAGGGCGCGGACCGGUGGGGCAGGCCGCACGUCGCGUCGCUGUCGUUCCACUCGCUGCUCAACCUGCGCCGCUGCCUCGAGACGGGCGUCGUGCUGAUGGACCUGGAGGAGAAGGACCUGCCCUCGGUGGCCUACCGGAUCGUGGAGCAGAUGGUGGUCGACGAGCUAAUCCACGAGGACGACAAACCGGUCAUUAUGAGAGCGCUUCUGUUGCGCCAUCGGCACGUCAACGAGAGCUCCCACGGUGGCUUCUCCUUCGGCCCGAAGCGGAAGUACAGCAGCUACACGAGCCUGCAGAGUGUGGACGAUAAGAAGCCACGGAUCGUACCGUCGGGCGAGAUCAACGGCACGGGGGGGCACAGCGACGCGCGCAUCAACAUCACCGAGGAGACGUACACGUCGUCGCAGGAGGACAUCAAGAUGCGCGCCCAGAAGGAGUCGAUCCUGAAGCGCAUCCCCGAGGGUGCCGAAGCGACGACGGUCCUGGUCGGAGCGGUCGACUUUCUCGAGCAGCCCACGAUCGCGUUCGUGCGGCUGGCCGAGGGCAUCCCGAUGCCGAGCAUCACGGAGGUCCCGAUUCCGGUGCGCUUCCUGUUCAUCCUGCUCGGGCCGCAGCGCGCCCAGCUGGACUACCACGAGGUGGGCCGCUCCAUCGCGACGCUGAUGUCGAACGAGCACUUCCACGACAUCGCCUACAAGGCGGACGAUCGCCGGGAGCUGCUGUCGGCCAUUAACGAGUUUCUGGACGACUCGAUCGUGCUGCCGCCGGGCAAGUGGGAAAAGCCGGCGCUCCUACCGUUCGAGGAGCUGAAGGCCAAGAGCGACAUGAUUCGGUUGCGCAAGAAGAAGGCGCUGGACGAGAAGAUCAAGGGCAAGCCGAAGCUGCUGACGAGCGAGGAGGAGAAGAAGCUGCUGGCGGCGGCCGGAGCCGGCCCAGGUGGCGAUGGGGACGGUAAGAAGCCGAAGAAGAACCCGCUGGAAAAGACGCACCGCAUGUGGGGCGGACUGAUCAAUGACAUCAAGCGGCGCUAUCCGAUGUACAAGAGCGAUAUCCUUGACGGGUGCAACUCGGAAACGUUCGCCGCCACCAUCUUCAUGUACUUUGCCGCCCUGUCGACGGCCAUCACGUUCGGGGGGCUGUCGGCGGACAAGACGCACAACCUGAUCGGCAUCUCCGAGACGCUGGUGGCCUGCUCGAUGGUCGGCGUCGUGUUCCACCUGCUCGCCGGCCAGCCACUCGUCAUCAUCGGCACGACCGGGCCGUUGCUCAUUUUCGACCAAGCACUCAACCAGUUUUGCCGCUCGAACGGCUUCAGCUUCCUGACGGUGCGCGUCUACGUGGGCUGCUGGCUGGCCGUUAUCGCGCUGGCCGUGUCCGCCUUCGAGGGCAGCGUCUACGUGCGGCUCUUCACCCGCUUCACGCAGGAGAUCUUCUCGGCCCUCAUUUCGCUCAUCUUCAUCGUCGAAACGAUCAUGAAGCUAAUCUUCGCGUACCGGCGCCAUCCGCUGCUGGCCGAGUACAACUACAGGAACGUCUCCCUGCCGGUGCCGUACGUCGCGGAUGACUCGAUCUCCAACGCAACGGCCGGCACGACGAUGCCUGAUCUGCUGGUCGAAAGCUUGACGACCGUGGCGAACGCUACCGUGGCCACUGUGACUGCCGGUGUGGACGAAACGGACUGGGUGGUUCCGGCCGACGCGAUGGGACCGAAGAACCAACCGAACACGGCCCUUUUCUGUACCAUCCUCACGCUCGGCACCUUCGGACUGGCGUACUACCUGAAGCUGUUCCGCAACUCGCGCAUCCUCGGCCGGAACGCGCGCCGUGCCCUCGGCGACUUCGGGGUGCCGAUCUCGAUCGCCCUGUUCGUCCUGCUCGAUUAUCUGGUCCCGCAGGUGUUCACGGAGAAGCUGAGCGUACCGGAGGGGUUGUCGCCGAGCGACGAGUCGCAGCGUGGCUGGGUCAUACCGCUCGGGGGCGUGCCCGGAUGGCUCCCGUUUGUGGCCGGCAUCCCCGCGUUGCUGGUGUACAUUCUGAUCUUCAUGGAGACCCACAUCUCGGAGCUGAUCGUUGACAAGCCCGAGCGAGGGCUGAAGAAGGGCUCGGGCCUCCAUCUGGACAUCGUGCUGCUGUGCUUCCUCAAUACGCUCUGUGGACUGUUCGGUAUGCCGUGGCACUGCGCCGCCACCGUUCGUUCCGUGACGCAUGUCUCGGCGGUCACGAUCAUGUCACGAACACACGCACCGGGAGAUGCACCCCACAUCACCGACGUGAAAGAGCAGCGCGUGUCCGGCUUCUUGGUGUCGCUGCUCGUUGGACUGUCGGUAACGAUGGCCCCGAUCCUGCGGCUGAUCCCGAUCUCGGUACUCUUCGGUGUGUUCCUGUACAUGGGAAUCGCUUCCAUGAGCGGAGUGCAGCUGUUCGAGCGAAUACGCCUGUACCUGGUGCCGGUGAAGCACUACCCCCAGGUACCGUUCGUGCGCCGUGUCCCGACGUGGAAGAUGCAUCUCUUCACUACCGUCCAGGUUUUGGCACUGGCCCUGCUGUGGACCGUCAAAUCUUCGCCCUUCUCGCUGGCACUACCGUUCUUCCUCAUCAUGAUGGUACCGACCCGGAACCUGCUGGGGAAAGUCUUCUCUCCGCUCGAGCUGCGUGCGCUCGACGGAAGCCAGCCGAACGAAGGCGCCGAGGAUGAACCCGAUUUCUACGAACAAGCACCCAUUCCGGCUUAAGUGUGGCGCGUACGCCAAAAACUGGGAAACGCUAUUUUGCAGCAACGAACUGCGGUUUGUUUUGUUUUCUUCUCCGUUCCAUCAUCAUAACGACGAUUUUACGACAGAUUUCCGUAAACCUUAUGUAUUUCACAUUGAUUUCAAUCGUUUCUUUAUUGUGACCCAUUGCCGCCGUGUCGAGCAUAAGGGAUAAGAGUGCAUGUGCGUGUGUUGAGAUGACCGGUGGUUGUUGAGAGUAGUAAACUAUAUUUGUGAGAAUCA